AUGAUUACACAGUUGAGGCCUUUUGAGUGCACACAGUUUUAUAUGACUCUAACUUGGCUUCUCGUCGUGGGUAGCAUGCUCGCGUUUAGCUUGGCAGGCAGAAAUGAGAAUCCAAGUUGCAUAGAAAAGGAGAGGCAGGCUCUUCUCAGGUUCAAACAUGGCAUCAUUGACACACACAACAGCCUUUCUUCAUGGAACAGUGAAGAUGGGAAUUGCUGCAGAUGGGUGGGAAUCAGCUGUGACAAUGAAACUGGAUAUGUUGUCGCGCUUGAUUUGGGAUGUACAUUAUAUUGCUAUAAGAUUCUUGCAGGUGAGUUAAGUCCUUCCUUGCAUGAACUCUCGUAUUUGAGUCAUCUUGACCUCUCUGGGAAUAAUUUUACUGCAAACAUUAAUUUUCUUAAUGAGCUAGGAAAUCUUUCCAACCUCAAAUACCUUGAUCUUAGCAGUAAUGCACAGCUGAAAGUUGACACUUUGGAAUGGGUUUCUGGUCUUUCUUCUUUAACAUAUUUGGGCAUGAAUGAUUUGGACCUUAGCUCCAUUGCUGAUUGGGUUCAGUCAAUUAAGAAGCUUCCUAUGCUGAAAAACUUACAUUUAAGUCACUGUCAGCUGCAAACUCCUGGGAUUUCAAAUUCUUCUUUGAGGUUUCUUGGGCACUUGAAAACCUUGGACUUAUCAAACAACAAUCUCACUGGAAAUUUUUUGCACAUUCUGGAAGUGUUUAAUGUUGGCAGUAAUAGUCUUAAUCUCACUCUUCUCGAUCUAUCAUUUAAUUCUCUAGAAGGUGUAAUCUCCGAAUCAUUUCUGUCAUGCCUCCCAAAUCUGAAGCUACUUGGCUUGUCUCACAACUUGUUGACACUUAGUCUCUCCUCAGCCUGGGUUCCACCCUUACAUCUCAAAGUGAUGAAAUUAAGUUCUUGCAACUUGGGCCCAAACUUUCCUGCUUGGCUUCACACUCAUAUGGAUUUUGAGUAUUUAGAUAUCUCUUGUAAUGGAAUCAGAGACUUCAUUCCUGACUGGUUUUGGAAUUUGUCUUACGAAUUACGAUAUCUAAAUCUUUCUUACAAUAGCCUUAGCGGUACACUUCCAAACACAACGUUAGACCUCGAGAAUAACUGCCAGAUAGAUCUUAGUUACAAUGAGUUUGCUGGUGAGGUAAUGCCCUUCUUUUCUAAGGCACGUCUGCUGAAUCUUUCCAAAAAUAAGUUUUUUGCAGCCACAUCUUUUCUGUGUUCUUCCAUGGUAGAUUCAAGGUUAGCAUACGUAGACCUCUCUGACAAUCUGUUAUCAGGAAAGCUGCCUGACUGUCAUAUGAAUUUCAGUAACUUGUUUAUUCUUAAUCUGGCAAACAAUAACCUUUCUGGGAAAAUUCCCAGAUCAUUAGGCUCUUUAGAAUUCCUGACAUCACUAGAUCUAAGCAACAAUAGUUUCAGUGGUGAGCUGCCAUCAUCCUUGCAGAACAAAAGUAAUUUGCUAUUUCUUGACUUGGGAGAAAACCAAUUAUCCGGAAGAGUUCCGGGCUGGAAUGGACAAAACAACCUGGUAUUUCUCCGCCUGCAAUCGAAUAAGUUCCAUGGAGAAAUACCAUCAAGCCUGUGUCAAUUCUCAAGCAUUCAAGUUUUGGAUCUCUCUCUCAACAAUUUAUCUGGUGAAGUUCCUUCAUGUUUCAGCAAUUUCACUGCAAUGUCUCGUAAAACCAGUUUGAAUAAUUAUUAUUACGAGUUUUACCACUCCAUCCUUAGCACUGAAGAUAAUGGGUACAAAUUUGAGGUUGAUUACAGAGAUGGUGCCUGGUUUGCCUGGAAGGGAUUGAAGGCUGAAUAUCAUAAUACCCUUGCCUUGCUUAAACUUAUUGAUCUAUCUGCAAAUCAACUGACAGGGCAAAUUCCUGAAGGGCUUACCAUUCUAUACGAACUGGUUUCGUUGAACCUAUCAAGAAACCAUUUCAGUGGUAACAUCCCUGAGACGAUUGGGCAGUUGACACAAUUAAAUUCUUUGGAUUUGUCCAAUAACCGCCUUUCUGGUAGAAUUCCUAUAAGCAUGGCGAAGAUAUACUUUCUUGAGUACCUGGAUUUGUCAAAUAACGAUUUGUGUGGCGCCAUUCCAAAGGGCACUCAAUUGCAGAGCUUUGAUGCUUCCAAAUAUGGAGGGAAUCCACAAUUGUGUGGACUACCCACCCUGAAUGUGUGCCCUGGAGAUGAAAUCCUGCCGAGAUCACCACCUGGCAGUGGAGGGAAUAAGCAUGAUCACUGGAAGGAGAAUAUGGGUUUCUACAUCAGUUUAAUCUUUGGAUUCGCCAUUGGAUUUUGUGGAGUGUGUUGGACAUUGCUACUUCGAAGUUCUUGUGGAUUUCAAUUUUAA
Molecule: messenger RNA, 2358 nt
Organism: Ipomoea nil (Japanese morning glory)
Lineage: Eukaryota; Viridiplantae; Streptophyta; Magnoliopsida; Solanales; Convolvulaceae
Product: leucine-rich repeat receptor-like protein kinase PXC2
Exons: 1
Coding region: 1-2358 (785 amino acids)
Molecular function (GO): protein binding
Source: RefSeq, a predicted model, not a curated record